This is a messenger RNA of Phaethon lepturus (White-tailed tropicbird), 1110 nucleotides long. It is a transcript of the gene LMBRD1, whose product is annotated as LMBR1 domain containing 1. NCBI's taxonomy places the organism in Eukaryota, Metazoa, Chordata, Aves, Phaethontiformes, Phaethontidae. The record is from RefSeq and is a predicted model, not a curated record. Gene Ontology annotation, biological process: protein localization to vacuole. The annotation marks the transcript as partial. The transcript has 11 exons. Gene Ontology annotation, cellular component: vacuolar membrane.
CUUUGUACUCCAUCAUACUGUUCUGCGUCUUUCUGUGGAUUCCCUUUGUCUAUUUCUAUUAUGAGGAGAAGGAAGAAGAUGAUGGCAACACAUGCUCACAGGUUAAAACUGCACUCAAAUAUACUCUGGGAUUCAUCACAAUUUGUGCAGUUCUCCUCUUAAUUGGUGCUUUUGUUCCUUUGGAUAUUCCCAACAAGAAGAAUUCCACUGAGUGGGAGAAAGUGAAGCUCCUCUUUGAAGAAUUUGGAAGUAGUCAUGGCUUGACUGCUCUUUCAUUUUCCAUUAGUUCCUUGACUGUGAUUGGAAUGUUGGCAGCUAUCACUUACACAGCUUACGGUAUGUCAGCUUUGCCUCUAAACUUGAUUAAGGGAACUACUAGUGCAGCUUAUGAACGUUUAGAGAACACUGAAGAUAUUGAAGAAGUGGAGCAACGUUUAUUAAGGAUUAAAUCAAAGUGUAGAGAUGGUCGGCCUCUGUCAUCAAGGGAUAGACGGACUGUACAACAACUAGAAGAGAGACUAAGGACGCUUAAAAGGAGAGAGAGGCAUCUGGAAUCUAUUGAAAAAAGCUGGUGGAUGAAGUUCUGUGAAGCUAUCCGACCUCUAAAGAUUGUGUGGGGAGUAUUCUUCAUCAUUGUGGCACUGCUCUUCACUGUCUCUCUGUUCUUAUCAAAUUUGGACAAAGCUCUGCAUUCGGCUGGCUUCGACUCAGGAUUUAUAAUUUUAGGAACUAAUCUGACCAAUCCAUUGAAUAUGCUGUUACCUGUUCUUCAAACAGUUUUUCCACUUGAUUAUAUUCUUAUUACAACUAUUGUUAUGUACUUUAUCUUCACUUCAAUGGCAGGGAUUCGGAAUAUGGGUAUAUGGUUCUUCUGGAUAAGGCUUUAUAAAAUCAGACGAGGAAAAACUCGACCUCAAGCACUCUUGUUUCUCUGUAUGAUACUUCUGUUGAUAGUUCUUCAUACAAGUUACAUGAUCUACAGCCUUGCCCCUCAGUAUGUAAUGUAUGGAAGCCAAAAAUACCUGGUACAGAGUAAUAAGACAAUUGAUGGCCAGCCAAGCAAUGUGACAAUAUUUGUGUCUAAAAACUGUGAUGCAGAUGCACCUGAAG